Molecule: messenger RNA, 1428 nt
Organism: Sciurus carolinensis (gray squirrel)
Lineage: Eukaryota; Metazoa; Chordata; Mammalia; Rodentia; Sciuridae
Product: sperm motility kinase Z-like
Exons: 1
Coding region: 1-1428 (475 amino acids)
Biological process (GO): intracellular signal transduction; protein phosphorylation; microtubule cytoskeleton organization
Cellular component (GO): cytoplasm
Molecular function (GO): tau-protein kinase activity; ATP binding; protein serine/threonine kinase activity
Source: RefSeq, a predicted model, not a curated record
AUGCGUAGGCAGAGUAGACAGACUAGUGUAGAGUUGCGGGGGCCGUGCUCCUGCGAAGAGACGGCCUUCCGGGACCGCUAUGAGGUCCUGAGGCCCAUCGGGCGUGGUGGGAGCGCCGAGGUGCAGGUAGCCCGCCAUCUCCUCACUGGGGCUGAGGUUGCAGUGAAGGUGCUGCCGAAGGUAAAGGGGAAGGUGGCCCUCUCGGAAGCCAGGGUGAUGAAGUCGCUGGAACACCCCAACGUGAUCCAGCUAUUUCAGGUGAUCGAAACCCGUGACUACGUGUACCUGGUGAUGGAGCACGCGGUCGGGGGCCAGGCGCUCAAGCACUUGCCGCCCGGGGGCAUGCAGCAGGAGGAGGCGCGGAGGGUGUUCCGGCAGAUCGCGGGGGCGGUGGGCUACUGCCACGGCCAGGGCGUCGUGCACCUGGACCUGAAGUUGCCCAACGUGGUGGUGGAUGCGGGGGGCAACUGCAAGCUCAUCGACUUUGGCCUCAGCCUGAGGGUGAGGCCUGGGCAGAAGCUGCGCAGGUGCUGGGGCACCCUGGCCUACCUUGCUCCCGAAAUCCUCCUGAGUCGAGAAUACGAGGGCCCCCCGGCGGACGUGUGGAGUCUGGGCGUGAUCCUGUUUUAUAUGUUGACUGGAAGGUGCCCCUUCAGGGCGCUCUUGUGCUCGGGGAUGGUGAGGCGGAUCCUGGAGGGAAGGUAUCACAUCCCUGACCGCGUUCCUCCCCAAGCACGCAGGCUCAUCUGUAGCAUGCUGAGCAUGGACCCGACGCGGCGCCCGACGGUAGAGCAAGUCCUCCAGCACCGGUGGCUGAGGGAGGGUGAGGAGGCCGCCCCCCGUCUGGAUGGGGAGCCACCCCACAAACGCCCAGACCCCGCCAUAAUGGCAGCCCUGUUGGACUUGGGUCACGACCCCUACGAGACCUGGGUGUCUCUGACGAGGGGCAAGUUUGAUGAUGCGGCGGCCGCCUACCUGAUCCUUAGGCACCAGCUGAGUCAGGGGGCGGGCUGCGAGUCCAAGGGGAGGCCCGCGCAACAGGAACAUCCUUCCAAUGGCUCCGUCCUCCCAAGGAGGAGCACCAGCGAGCUUGCCCUUCGCGCCUGCCCCUCGUCCCGCGACCAUCGACUUCCUGAGGAGGCCCAGCACACAGGGCACACGGACCUCAGAAGGGCCAGCCUGGCUGCCACCGAUCUCCGCUGGCUGCUCCAGAGAACCCCUGCACCUGCCCCUGCGCCCCAGAAGCCCAGUCAUUCCCGUGAAGAUACCUCCACAGAGCAGCCCAAGGCCUGGAAGCGGGUGGCUAGGAGGCUUGCCACCUGCUUCCUCCAGCUGUGUUGCUGCGAGGCCUGUGGCAGCGAAGAAGGCACUCCCGGGACCCGAGAGCAGAAACGUGGCCGAGGCGGAGCGAGAGUGGCUCCCCUGUGA